AUGGUCCCUCUAUCGCUCGCCAAGGUCCCUUGCAAGCACAUUGUGGAGCUUGCUCGGGCUGAUGUUCUCAGCAAUCCCCAGUCAAGUAGACUGGUGAAAGAGUUUGCACGAAUUAGACCGGAUGAUGCAGAGGUGGCUGUGCACGCACUUUUGAGACGGAACAACCUUGUUCCAAAUGUUCCGAUUGAUCAUGCCUGUUUGGGCGAGGGUCCAAUGGUGAAGGAAUUUCCUUUUAUCAAAAUGUCCAGCUGGGUCAGGCAAUUGCUAGAGACUCGGCGGCUUCCCCUCCAUCUUUGUGGUGUAGAGGGGUUCGAGGACAUGGAAUACUUGCUGCAGGAAUUCUGGGACAGGUAUGAAAAAGUUUCUCCUGAACAUGAACUGUUCGAGAUGGCUCGCCUGCUGGAAGUAGAUCUGUGCCGGUGCAUUCCAGUUUAUAGUCACACAGACGAGGGCAGAUCCUUGAAGAAGGAGCCGCUUCUGGUGAUUUCAUGCCACGGAGCCUUGGGUCGUGGUACACAGGGCUUUCUCAAGCAGCGGAAGCAUUUGGAGCCUUUGGAAUCCAAUGAGCUGGGGAUGAAUUUCAUCGGCUCUUCAUUGACUUCGAACUUCUUGCUGGCUACCAUGCAGAAGCGAUGUUCAAAUGACCACCCAGAGGCUCUUGAGAAAUUGCUUGAAGUGGUGGCAGAGGACAUGUCGAGGUUGAUCCAUGAAGGAGUUUCCGCUGGUGGCCAACAUGUUAGAGUGGUACACCUUGGAACUACUGGCGACCUUCCUGCUCUAGGAAAGCUUGGUUGGUUCUUUCGGUCUUUCUCACAUGUACCAAAAAGACCCUCGUCAAGGACUGCAAGUGAAGGCAUAUGCCACUUGUGUCUUGGAGGACAGGAAGCAUGUGCGAGGACAGGUGCGGUGCAUUACCCGUUUGAAGAUCUGAGUGAUACACCUUGCUGGGAAGAGACGUUGAAUGCAGCUGUGCCAUGGGAGGAAGAACCGGUAUUUCUUCGAGGCAUUCCUUUGAACAGAAAGGAAAUCGCUGCUUGGUUCAAUGUGGAUUUGUGGCAUUGCUUCCACCUUGGCGUUGCGAAGCAUUGGGUUGCCUCCGCAUAUGCUUGCAUUGUUGAAUCCAAUCUUUUGCCAGAAACGUCUGUCGAAAGCAAAUUUGAAGGCAUUUCAACUCAGUAUCGAGCAUUCUGUCGACAAAGAAAGAUAGCGAUGUGGGUCACAGAGAUCACCCGAGAUACUCUGUGCUGGCCGCAAAGCAGUGCCUGCCCUGUGGGCAAGUGGAACAAGGGAAGCUGUUCCACGACAAUGAUGCUCUUUUUGGACCACUUUUGCCAAGAAGCUGUUGUUGGCAAGACUGACGAUCGAGUUCUUCUGUUGGUUGCUGAAGCCACCAAGUUCAUGAACCUGGCAUUGUCUGCAUUCUACUGCAGUGGCUUCUGGCUCCGACAAGCAGAUGCGAGAUGCCUAGUGCGAUGCCUCUUCUUCUUCUUGGGUGCAUACCAGACUUGUGCCCACUUGACUCUGCGGCUCAAGAAGAGGCGGUUCCCAAUCAUGCCAAAGGCACACUUUUUGGCUCACUUGGCCUUGAAAAUGAAAAGGCAAAGUGAGGUCCUUCUUUGGGUCCAGAACCCACUGGCAACAUCGGUUCAGUGCCAGGAGGACUACAUAGGGCGUCCUAGCCGUGUGUCACGCCGUGUGAGCAUCAGACAAGUUCACCGAAAUGUUUUGUGCAGAGUUCUGAUCCUAGUCCAACGUGCUUUAGACGCAGCAGCUUUUGAUAGAAGGGGGCUGGAGGGAGCUUGCAACAAGCGUAAAAGAUCAGAAAUGAUCUAA
This is a messenger RNA of Durusdinium trenchii, 1833 nucleotides long. The record is from the annotation of a GenBank genome assembly. Lineage: Eukaryota; Dinophyceae; Suessiales; Symbiodiniaceae.